AUGUGGGACUCUUGCACAAUGAGCAUGCCCACACUCGCUAAGAGGAAAAAACCGUGCGGGUGUCAAGCCAAAAUCCAAUAUCGGCUACAAGGAUCUGUUGCCACUUUCUUCACCAUAUCACUGCUAGAAAAAUUCAAUUUUUCAACCACCAAACGCCCACUUUGCAUCACUUUUGGUUCACCCUUUAUUGGUGAUGAAGGCCUGCAGGAAACCAUAUCUAAAUUUGCAGCAUGGAACUCUUGCUUUUUGCGUGUGGUUUCUGACCAGGAUCCAGUUCCUAGAGUCUUAAUUAAUGAUUACAAGCCUUUUGGAACAUUUCUCUUGUGUUCGGUGUUGGGUUGUUCUUGUUUUAAGGACCCCCAAACCAUUUUGGAGUUGUUGAUGGCAGCCUAUAUAGGGAGUCCUGAAAAUCAAGAUCCUAAUAAGGUUUUUGAGUCCUAUGGAACAUUUUUGGAGCAUCUCAAUCGUAAGGUACUUUGCAAGGAUACUACCGAUCAUGAGUCAUCAAUUGAUUGGACUACACCACCAUUACGGGCAAGCAUUAUUACAAAACUAGCAGCAAUUGGACUGGUGUGA
This is a messenger RNA of Quercus robur (English oak), 576 nucleotides long. Its product is annotated as lipase-like PAD4. The record is from RefSeq and is a predicted model, not a curated record. Gene Ontology annotation, molecular function: carboxylic ester hydrolase activity. NCBI's taxonomy places the organism in Eukaryota, Viridiplantae, Streptophyta, Magnoliopsida, Fagales, Fagaceae. Gene Ontology annotation, biological process: defense response; lipid metabolic process. The transcript is spliced from 2 exons. Bases 1 to 576 code for a protein of 191 amino acids.